AUGGAAGAACAAAAUUAUGAAAACAGUGUGCAGUUUCCACCACUGGCCACGAAUUACAUAGCAGAGGAUGCCUAUGGAUUAAGCGGUGAUCAUCAUGCAAAUCACUACUAUGUGACUCCAGGGAGUAAUGGGAUGCAUCAUGAACGUGCUGCAGUUACUGAAUGGACUCCUUCCCAGCAAAUGCCUAAAACCUAUGUUGAGUUUCUUGCUGAGAGAGGGCACCCUGAAGACCAGAGACAAAUGCAAUACAAUGUUUCCUCAGAAAUACCUGGUUUUGGACUAGAAUAUCCUUCUCAGUUGCAAGAACAUCCUGGGCUGCGUAAUGUAGGACACUUUGAUAAAACAUUCACAGGCUUGGAACCUCAAUAUGGUGUUCAGGAACAAAAUUGGAAUGAAAGUCAUAGUCAUGCUUUUCAAGCUUAUUCAGGGUUGGGUACUGCAGCUACUGCUUCACUUGAAAGCGUCACUGAAGCUCGUCGGAGAAGAUCAAGAGCCUGUGCCACAGAUCGUUUACGUAGACUGAAAAUAUCACAUUGGUUGGAAGCAUUAAAGGAAUUGAUGCCUCAACCUGAAGUUGGUAAAGCAGCUUUGCUGGAUGUUGUCAUUGACCAUGUCAAAUAUCUGCAAAAUCAAGUGAAGGAUUUGUGUCAAAGCAGAUUGGGGGGUGAACCAAUUUCAAACUCUCUUAUUUUCCUUGAGGGGCAUGGACAUUACGUCUUUCAGGGACAGAUGCUCAACGGACCUGUGGAACAUACGAUGGGAAAAUUAAUUGAUUCUUAUCCUUCAGCAGUCACUGAGCUGUUGCAAACCAGAGGUCUUAUAGCUAUGCCAAUGGCUUUUGCAGAAGAAUUACUUGAACCCAUUCAGAUGUUUGAUCUGCAAGAAAAUGAUGUGUUUACUGUCCCAAGUGAUCGGGUGAGUAAAUUUGGUUUGCCGUGA
This is a messenger RNA of Striga hermonthica, 939 nucleotides long. The record is from the annotation of a GenBank genome assembly. Lineage: Eukaryota; Viridiplantae; Streptophyta; Magnoliopsida; Lamiales; Orobanchaceae.